Molecule: messenger RNA, 5743 nt
Organism: Aquila chrysaetos chrysaetos
Lineage: Eukaryota; Metazoa; Chordata; Aves; Accipitriformes; Accipitridae
Product: zinc finger protein 345-like
Source: RefSeq, a predicted model, not a curated record
UCCGCUCCCUGGGGUCACCCCAACCCUUAUUUAAGUGCCCCCCAACCUUCCGGGGGGGCAUCUGGGGGGGGGGUCCCUUCCCACAGGGGACCGGUGACACCCCCCCCCCGAAACGUGCCAGCACCGGGACGAGCCUGGACCACUGGGACAAGAUGCAGGAGAGCUACGAGAGCGUCAUCUCCCUGGCUGAGGAAAUCGCCAUCAGUUGGCCACGGAUCACCGCCUUCGCCGAAUCACACCGAAGGAGGGGGUUGGUGUCCGACGAUGGGUUGUUGAGCGAGAACGAAGAGGAAGACCCACCACCGGGUGAGCUGGAGAAGGUGGACGCCGAGGGGACGCCAGCAGGAAAGCCCAAGGGGACCAGCCCCACCAGUGCGGAGGGGACAAAACCCAGUGAUGGUCCCCAAAAACCAGAGAACCAGCCCAGAAAGACAUCAGGCAAGCGACAGGGUAAAUCAGGCCACCGAGGCUUCAAGAAAUUCCCCUCCCGGAGUUUGCUCAGCCACAGCCGCUGCCACGACUGCGGCAAAGCUUUGGCUUUCGGUUCAGCCUUCAACAAACGCCGACGAGGGACCGAACGACCCCAUAAAUGCCCCGAAUGCGGGAAGUGUUUUCGGCUCAGCUCAACCCUCAUCACCCAUCAACGCCGGCACGCCGGCGAUAAACCCUACAAGUGCCCCGACUGCGGCAAGACCUUCAGCGUUGGCUCGGCGUUCAUCCAACAUCAACGGGUGCAUGCCAGCGCCGGUGCUGGCACAGCACCUUGCCAAUGCGGUGUCUGCGGGAAGAGUUUCCCGGCCAGCGCCAGUUUGGUGAAGCACCAAAAAUUACACCUGGAGGAAAAACCCUACAAAUGUGGGGAUUGUGGGAAGGGUUUCAACUGGAAUUCACAUCUGGAGCGGCAUCGCCGGAUCCACACUGGCGAAAAGCCCUACGCCUGCCCCGAAUGUGGUAAAAGCUUCAGCUGGAGCUCCCACCUCGACCGGCAUCGCCGUACCCACGCUGUCACCGGCGAACCCGCUUGCCGUUGUGCCGAUUGCGGUCGCUGUCCACCUCCUCGCAGCACUGAAGGCUCCAAAACCCCCGAGAAGCCCUUGCAGUGCGGUGAAUGCGGGAAGGGCUUCACCAAGAGCGCGGCGUUGGCCAAGCACCGGCGCGCUCAUGCCGGCGAGAAGCCCUACAAGUGCGGGGAGUGUGGGAAGGGUUUUGGCUUGAACGCCGCAUUGCUGCAGCAUCAACGGAGCCAUGCCGCUGGCAAACCCUACCAAUGCGGUGAUUGCGGUAAGAGCUUUGCCUGGAGCUCCCAUCUUGACCGGCAUCGGCGUAUCCACAUGGGUGAGAAACCCUACCGUUGCGGGGAUUGCGGGAAGAGUUUCUCCCAGAGUUCCCACUUGGAGAGGCACCAACGCGUCCACGCCAGCGCUGAGCAACCCUGCCAGUGCACUGAUUGCGGUAAGAGCUUCUUGGCCUCCAACAAGCGCCGGCGGCUGUUGACCGGCACCGGUGAACGACCCUGUAAGUGCACCGACUGUGGCAAGAGCUUUCUUUGGGGUGCCCGUGCCCGACCGGCACCGGAGAGGACCCAUAAGUGCAGCGAGUGUGGGAAGAGCUUCACUUACCGGGCAGAGAACGUCAAGCACCAAGGGACACAGACAGGGGAGAAACCCUAUACUUGCCCUGAAUGCGGGAAGAGCUUCGGGCAAAAUUCGGCAUUGGUGAAACAUCGCCGGAUGCAUACAGGAGAAAAGCCCUACAAGUGCGGGGAUUGCGGGAAAAGCUUCAGCGUCCGCUCCAACCUCAUCAAACAUCAACGGACCCACCUUGGCGAGAAGCCCUACAAGUGUCCCGAUUGCGGGAAGGGUUUCAUCCAGAAGUCGGACCUCACCAAGCACCGCCGGAUGCAUACCGGGGAGAAACCCUACAAGUGCAACGUCUGCGGUAAAUGCUUCAGCGUCUCCUCCAACCUUAUCAAGCACCAACGCAUCCACCUCGGCGAGAAGCCCUACCAAUGCUCCGAGUGUGGCAAGAGCUUCAUCCAACGGUCCGAGCUCACCAUCCACCAGCGCGUCCACACUGGCGAGAAGCCCUACAAGUGUCCCGAGUGCGGCAAGUGCUUCAGCCGUAGCUCCCACCUCAACCGUCAUCAACGCACCCACGCCGGGGACAAGCCCAAAGCCACCGCUGCCGCCGCCACCGCCACCGCUGGCAGCCCCCUGCCACCCUCCGGCGCCUUCUCCAGCACCGCCUUCUCCCCGCCGUUGGGGGGUUCGGCGGCCCCCAUCCCCUCGCUGCCCUCCUUCCCUGCCUCCCCCUCGCCCCUGCCCAUCCCUUCCCUCUCCAGCCCUGCCCUGGACCUGCCGUGGGCCCUCUCCUUCCCUGCCCGCGCCUUCCCCCACCCCUCCUUCCCCUCGGCCCCCGCCUCGGGGGCCCAGACCUCCUCCCUCAUCAACUGAGUGGUGCCCGGCCCUGGCCGCAGCUCCAUCCUCCUCCCAACCUCCCCAGACACUCGCCCAACACCCAACCGGUGUUGGCCUUAAAGACCCAUUGUUGGAGGGCUUGUUCCUGCCCAGAGCCAUUCAGCCUUCGUGGGUAAUUAAUGACCUCUCUAAUUAGGGGAUGAGGCAGCUCCUCCAACCCUGACCACAGCCCCAGCUCCAUCCUCCUCCCUACCUCCCCAGAUACUCGCCCAACGGGUGUUGGCCUCAAAGACCCAUCAUUGGCGGGCUUGUUCCCACCUGGAGCUGUUCAGUUUUGGUGGCUGAUUAAUGACCUCUCUAAUUAGGGGAUGAGGCAGCUCCUCCAACCCUGACCACAGUCCCAGCUCCAUCCUCCUCCCUACCUCCCCAGCCGCUUGCCCAACACGCAUUCUUGGUUGGCCUCAAAGCCCCAGUGUUGGGGGGCUUAUUCCCACCCAGAGCCGUUCAGUCUUGGUGGCUAAUUAAUGAUCUCACUAAUUAGGGGAUGGGGAAGUCCCCCUCAUGCCGUGGCUCCAUCCUCUUCCCACCCUCCCCAGCUGCUCACCCAACACCCAUCCUGGGCUGACCUCAAAGCCCUGGUGCUGGGGGACUUAUUCCCACCCAGAGCUGUUCAACCUUCAUGGCUAAUUAAUGAUCUCGCUGCCGGCAUUGGCUGCUCCCCGCUGGGGUCCCCCCCCAGCUCCACACUGGGACCCCAACCUCCACCCCAGCCCCCCACUCCCCACCCCACCACUCAUCCCAGCAUCUCCCGUUGGUGUCCCCCAGAGCAUCUUCCCACCUUGCCCCUCUGCUUCCCAUUGGAUGAAGGUCCACGUCAUCACCCCCAUCCAGGUACCACCCUCUGCUCCCACCUUGGAACAUUUUGGGAGAAAAACCAGCAGAAACGGGGGUUUUCCCAUGCCACUGCAUCACCCUCUGCCCGCCAGGGAGCUGCCAUGAGGGACUUGGGGAUAUUUCCACAUCCCCGUCUCCUGCAGCGUCUCCCUGAGCUCGUCUUAUCCCACGUCAUUCCUCAGAAAUGGAGCCGGUCGGGGUUUUCGUCUUCUAUUUUUUAUUAUUUUUUUCCUUUUGGAAAGAAAAUACUUUUGGGCAAAACCAUGCAAUUUUGUGACGUCAUUUUUCAGGCACUUACUGGAAUAUUUUGGGGGGUUUUGUUGGUUUUCUUCUUUUUCCACACGGACUUUGCAAAAUCUUUCAUGUGUUUGUGGUUGGGUUUUUUUAUUAUUAUUACUGAUUUUCCUGAAUUUUUAUGUUUGCUUUUGCUCCGUCCCUCAGAGCGGGAUUCGGCGCAUUUCGGUACUAUCGGGAAAAGGCAGCAGCAGUGCUUUUGUUGCUGCCUGAAAUCCUGAUUUCUCCCAUUUCCCAAUUUCUCCCCAUUACCAGGAGAGCGAGGGCUUCUCGGGGGAAAAUAAAUGAAGAAAAUUUUAAAAAUUUAAAGAAAAAAACCACUAAAAGAAACAGAAAGGGUUACAUGCAAAAUAUAAAAGCAUCAAAAGAAAUAUAGAAGAAAAAUAAUUAAGGCUGAGAAUGACUUUUUUUCCCUGAAAGAGGAUAAAAAGCUGAAAUAAGACUUUUGGAAAAGUAGGGAAUUGCUGAAAUCUCUGGAAUUGGGAAGGUUUCAACUGAAAACAGAACAAUUCAAGAAGUGUGGAGGUGCUAUGGGAAGGACUCGUGUUUAUUGAAAAAAAUGAAUGAGUUUAAAAUACUGGCAAGAGGAACAGGUAGUAAUGUAGGUGCAAAAAAAAAAAGAGGAAAAAUAUCAAAAUAUGGAAAAAAAAUUAUAGAAAAUGAAAAAGAAGAGGAGGAAAAGAAAGCAAAGGACAUAUGGAAUAGAAAAAAAUUGGUGAUAAAAAUAGAGAAAGGGAUAAAAACAACCAUCCUAAAGAAGUACCAGAGCCUGCGUCAGGCAGCGAUUGCAGGCAGCGCCGCAGGAAGCGGGAGCCGAGCCGGCGUCGGAUGUGGCAGCACCGGGAAUUGCUGCCAGACCAUUGGAUGCAGAAAAAAAUAAGAAUUUAAAAAAAAAUAAAAUGCCCGGAGUGGAAGGAAUAGGCUCCGGGUAUUUGCUCGAGGGUUGUGAAGCUCAGAGGUGCGAUGGACGGAGGAACAGGAGCCACAGCGGGAUGCGGGAUGCGGCCGUGGGAUGCGGAGCUGCACCAUCCCCUUGCCCGAUUAAACAGCCCCUGAGGAUUGUCCCCAGCUCCGUGCGACGUGUUUUGGGGACCUGCCUGGCUCCGCGGCCAACCCCGCUGCAAAACCGGGGUGUCACCAAUGGCACAACCAUGAUGCCACUGAUGGUAGAACCAGGACAUCACAGCUGGCACAACCAGGAUGUCACCGCUGGCACAACCAUGAUGUCACCAAGGAUGUUAAUUCUGUCUUUGCGUCGCAGGGGGACCCUCCGGAUACCCCCACUGGGUUUGGAUCCCCAAUCCCCUCCAAGGGGCUGCCCUGAAGGCAGCACCAGCUCCACUUUGGGGGAAGAAACUUGUUUGAAGGAGCCCCAAAAUCUCAUGUUCUUGCCUCAGUUUUGGCCGGCGGUCAACGGGAGCUGCUGUUGGGGGAUGGCUUUUGACACCCACCUCCAAAUCACCCCAGCGAUGCACUAAUGAGUGCGCUAAUUACGUGCUCCCAUGCAGACGCUGCCCUGCCUUGGGGCUCUCUGGCCAAUUUGGGCCAAAUUAGCCCAAAAUCAAGGGCACGGUGAGAUGAUGUGGCUUGGUGGCUUGGUCACCUCUCCAAUGCUGGGCUCUGUGGAUGGGGUCACCAAGGGGGGGGGACGACAAGGUAACCCCCUCCCCAUCACCCCACAGAGCCCAGGACCUUGCAAAUGGAAAGCAGGGAAGGGGGAGGAAGAGGAGGGAUGGGGAUGAAGUCAAGAACUUCCCCCGGGGUUCAAAUAAUUGAAUUAUUUUAGGAGGACAUGGUGACCAUGCCAUUGGGUGCAGGGUCCCAAAUGGAGCCACAAGGGACAAAAGUCACCCCAAAAAGAGCAUGGAGGGCUUCAGAGAGGAUAUUUUGGGGGAAAAAACCCACACUGAACUGCGAUUUAAGUGAAAUUUAUAUAUUUUCUGGUGUUGUCCGUGCUUCCGAAACCGGCGUGGACGUGUCGCUGUGCUGCUUGUCAACGGUCCCCUCCGUGUCCGCUUUCGGGGACCGUCUCGCCUCGUCACCGCAGCUCGCGUCUUUUUUUUUUUUUUUUUUUUUUUUUUUUUUUUUUUUUGGAGUCGCUUUCUUUCCAUGAGUAGUAAUAAAUUAGAGCCUAGCUA